Messenger RNA from Erpetoichthys calabaricus (reedfish), 2072 nucleotides. Its product is annotated as CD276 antigen-like. The coding region runs from base 73 to 861 and encodes 262 amino acids. The transcript is spliced from 4 exons. The record is from RefSeq and is a predicted model, not a curated record. Lineage: Eukaryota; Metazoa; Chordata; Cladistia; Polypteriformes; Polypteridae.
UCUUGUCCUGCAGGAUUACUACAUCGGCACGUACAAAGGGAUCCAUUAUUUAAACGGUUUUCCUCUUCGACAAUGCUCGCCUUCUACUUUCUCUUGUGUUUUUGUGAACAUUCCUCUCUCGCAGGAACUUUUCAAGUGCAGGUACCAAAGGAAACUCUUGCCAUUCAAGAUCAGCCGCUGGUGCUUGAGUGCAGUUUCAGUCACAGCAGUCACGUAAUCCUGGAUAAACUCAUUGUCACCUGGCAAAGAAAUGACAAAGAUGUGGCUCACAGCUUCUACUAUGGAACUGAUCAAUUGACUUAUCAAAGCCCCCGCUACCUCAAUCGCACCAGCCUAUAUCAUGAGCAGCUGCAGCAAGGAAAUGCAUCACUACGGCUUGAGCCUGUCUUUUUAGAAGAUGCUGGCCUAUAUAUAUGCUCAGUUAACACUGAGGAAGGAACAGGAAAAUCUACAACAUUUGUAACAUUUGCAGCCUACUACCUUGAACCAGAACUCAUUGUUGCUCCUCAAAUACACCAUACCAGCUUUUGCUUUAGGACUAUGGGAUACCCAGAGCCAAGAGUCCAAUGGCUCAGCACAGAUGGAAGACACCUUUCUCAUAACACAGAAAUCCUCCAGUCACCUGCUAAUGGAGGCCUUUUUAUGGUCAACAGUGUUCUGGAAGCCAAAGCAUUUGUUAAACUUACUUUUAUACUGGAAAACAUGGCUUUGAAUCAGACAAUUACUAGGCACAUCAGUCUAACUCAAGAUGUCAGCAAUAAAAUAAAGUGUGAACAUAAAAGGUGGAUGCUACUCUUGUUUAUUCCCUUCUGUCUGCUGUUAGUGUUCUUAGUUUGGAGAAAAAAAAAACCUGUUGAAUGAAGGCAAGAGGCAUCUGACUACUCGUGGAAUGGAGAACUGCUUUUAAAAUGAGAAAAUGGAGAUAGCAUUACUCAGAGAGAGAGAGAGAAAUUAAAAUUCCUUAAGUGUGGGAAAUUUCAUAUAUACAACCUAGCUGUAUUAUAGCUGCAUGCGUUUUAUGAAAUAAUAAUGACAUUAAGAGACAUACUAACAUUUUUAAAGCACUUAAUGAAAAUGUAGGAAACCUUAUAAGCUUUGAGAGAAUUUCUAUAAAGUAGUUGUCGUCAUCAUUCGGUUUUACCUUUAUUUUUUUAUCAUCAUUUAUUAGAUGUUAUUGAUUUUAGUUUGUAUCAUCUUCAAUAAUUUAUCUAAUUUAUUCAAUAUUUGUUUUUUCACUAUAUUUUGACAUCUUGUAUUGUUAUUAACUGUUUACUUCAUGUGCAUUUUUUGUUUGGUCCAUGAAAAAUAUUCAGCUGUUAUCUGUUUUAGAACAAAGCUGGCAUUCCCCAUUUUGCUAGGAUUUAAUGGCACACCAAGUCUGUUAAAGCACCAGAUUUAGCAGAAAUCCAGCUAUACCUUUCACCACUUACAUUUCAAAUUAAGUGAUGGAAGUCCAACUUGUACCAGGAUCUGCCUGCACUUCAUCUGAUAACAAAGGUGUAAUUCAGAGUUGAGCUGACAUCUUUCCAAAGGUAGAUCUGCAAACUUUUUGAGCCAGAAGGCUCAAAAUGGACUCAAAGUCGGAGCGAAGAGCUGUAAACCAAUAAAUGACAAUCAUAAUGGGCAAAAUAAUGCACCUAUGGGAAGGCACUGAUUUUCUAACUGGAACUGUCUUUAAUCCAAGAGGUUAGAAUUCCUUCUUAAAAACUAGCUGCACCCACAUACCUAGUUUCUCUCACUGAAUUUUUUUGAGACUCUCUUGAGUGAAACACUCUCUCUGGGGAACUCUGUGCUCUCCCUCUGCAAAAUGAUCUUCUACAACCUCUGUCUGAAAGCAGAAAGUUGAUGAACUGCUCUCUGUUUGGGGAGCUGAAACUGACAAUCUUUUGUCUUUGUGGACCAGAAAGCUGGGCCAGUAGUCUGAAAAGGUGGAGAAGCGGUUAUUACUUCAACAAGGGAACUUCAGCAUCUAAACUCUUGUUCCAGCAAGAGUACCGAUUUUGCCUAUGAAGUUGCAGAUGACUUAGCAAAGGGCCUAAAUGAGGAAGCCACUGCACACCACAAACAAAGGA